CUUGAAUCAGGCUCGGACAGCUAAUGGCUAAAACUUAUAAAGAGUUAAUUCAGAGGGUCACGAACCCGUCGCGCGAAUUAUGUCAACUAUCGGAAGGCGAGCAAGCGUCGCCAAAUAUAAUAGAGACUCACUAAUAACCAAUGACCUGAUACAGUCAAUCAAUCCUGAAAUAUAUCAGCGUAAAUAUGUUUUUGAAGUUGCGUGGGAGGUUGUCAAUAAAGUUGGUGGAAUAUAUACUGUCAUCCGUACCAAAGCUGCCUCUGCCGUAGAGGAGUUGGGUGAUCGUUACAUUUUGUUAGGCCCACUUAAUGAGGUGUGCAUGAGGACUGAAGUAGAUGUCGCAGAACCGGCCAAUGAAGCGUUGAAACGUACGAUUAAAGCUAUGCGUUCACAUGGUGUAAAAGUAGUUUUCGGCCGUUGGCUAAUUGAAGGUUAUCCAAACGUUGUUUUGUUUGACAUAGGAUCAUCUGCUUGGCGUAUUGAUUCUUGGAAAAAGGAGCUAUGGGAAUCUUGCAAUAUUGGCAUCCCGGUUCAUGAUACUGAAUGCAACGAUGCAGUCAUUUUUGGAGCACUUGUUGCCUGGUUUCUGAAAGAAUUUGCUGAAAAUGUCAGAGAACUUGAAACUGACCCGCAACCACCAAUAAUUGCACAUUUUCACGAGUGGCUCACAAGCAUUGGUUUAGUAUUUUCGCGUACACGUCACCUUCCUGUCGCUACUAUAUUCACUACACAUGCAACACUUUUGGGUCGUUACUUGUGUGCGUCCUCAGUUGAUUUAUAUAACCAUCUUUCGGACUUCGAUCUAGAUAAGGAAGCUGGUGAUCGAAAUAUAUACCAUCGCUAUUGUCUUGAACGUGCAGCUGUUCAUUGUGCACAUGUUUUUACAACUGUGAGUAAAAUUACUGGCUUGGAAAGUAAAUUUCUUUUACGAAGAGAACCGGACAUCAUCACUCCGAAUGGUCUCAAUGUUAUUAAGUUUGCCGCGCUUCACGAAUUUCAAAAUCGUCAUGCUUUGGCUAAAGAAAAACUAAACCAAUUUAUUCAAGGACACUUUUAUGGACAUUAUGAUUUCGAUUUGGACAAAACAUUGUAUUUUUUCAUUGCUGGACGAUAUGAAUUUCAGAACAAAGGGGCCGAUAUAUUUAUCGAGGCAUUGGCUCGUCUUAAUCAUCAUUUAAAACAAGCACAAACUGAUGUCACUGUCGUAGCCUUCCUCAUUUUUCCAGCUCAUACGAAUAGUUUUAAUGUGGAUUCAUUUCGUGCACAAGCUAUUGUAAAACAACUGCGUGAAACAGUGAAUUCGAUCCAAUGUGAAAUGGGACAUAGGUUAUUUGAAGUGUGUCUUCGAGGACGUAUCCCACAAGGAUCUGAUCUACUCACUCAGGGUGAUAUAUUUCGUCUUAAACGUUGUAUAUAUGCGACACAACGAAAUAAUUUGCCCCCUAUUUGUACACAUAAUGUUGUUCAAGAUAAUAUCGACCUAGUUCUGUGUAACUUACGUCGGUGUCAGUUAUUUAAUGACCGUCAUGAUCGUGUCAAGGUUAUUUUUCAUCCUGAAUUCCUAAGUUCUACCAAUCCAUUAUUACCGAUGGAUUAUGAAGAAUUUGUGCGAGGCUGUCAUUUAGGUGUGUUUCCAUCGUAUUAUGAACCGUGGGGCUAUACACCAGCUGAAUGCACCGUAAUGGGUAUUCCAUCAGUAACGACAAAUCUUUCCGGAUUUGGCUGCUUCAUAGAAGAGCACGUAGAGGAUCCCAAAUCUUAUGGGAUAUAUAUUGUUGAUCGUCGUUUUCAAGGCUGUGAAGACAGUGUUCAACAAUUAACCAAGUAUUUGGUUGAAUUUUGUCAAUAUUCACGGCGUCAACGGAUUGUUUUACGAAAUCGUACUGAGCGAUUGAGUGAACUGUUAGAUUGGAAAAAUCUUUCCUGUUACUAUCAACGUGCUAGAUUAAUGGCUUUGAAGAAUUUCUCUCCGGAAUUAUUCACAUCUAACAACAAUGAUGAUACAUUGUCUACGCAUAGUUUUCAUGUUAGUCGACCAUAUUCAGCACCUGUAUCUCCAUCAUUAUCUGGACAGUCAACACCAUUGCCAAGUGCUGGUGCAAAUAGUUCAACUCGUAGCAGUCCUACAUCUCAUUUAGAUGAUGAUGAAGUUGAUGAUAAUACAGAACGAUUGGAACUGGGUCUUGGUGCAUUAGAACUAAGUGAUACUGUACCUGCUUAAGAUAGAAAAAGUUGCAAACUAUUUCAUCCGAAUUAAAGCAUAACUUAGAAUGUGCCUAGUUUAUUUUCUUCUUUUAUUUCUCUUUUUACCAUUUGUCAUUUAUUUCAUUCUUUUUUUUCAUUUUUAUUUAAUUUAGUUCUUUCUUUCAAUAAUGCAUAUUUUAUCAGUCUGAAUAAUAUUAAUAAUAAUAAUUUUAGUAUUACCAUUUAUUAAUAAUGAUUAUCAUCUCCUUAUUGAUGGUAGCUUACAUUGUACUGAUUUAUUUACAGCUUAUCAUGAAUAUCAUUUUGAUCAUUUUACACAGUCAUAAUACUUGAUCUCAUUUCAUAUGUGUCAAUAAUAAUGUCAGACCAAGAUUUAGAGAAGAAAAAAAAGUAUGAAAGAUGAAUUUCAUUCUUGUCUCUUUUUUUUCCGGUGUUUAUUCAAUUUUGGAUUGGCUAAAAGUGUAGAGUUUGUUAUGAUUAGUAAUUUCAAUAUUUC
Molecule: messenger RNA, 2701 nt
Organism: Schistosoma turkestanicum
Lineage: Eukaryota; Metazoa; Platyhelminthes; Trematoda; Strigeidida; Schistosomatidae
Source: the annotation of a GenBank genome assembly